Lodderomyces theae is the source of this 465-nucleotide messenger RNA. RefSeq names its product Med3p (gene MED3). Bases 1 to 465 code for a protein of 154 amino acids. The record is from RefSeq and is a predicted model, not a curated record. Lineage: Eukaryota; Fungi; Ascomycota; Pichiomycetes; Serinales; Debaryomycetaceae. The transcript has a single exon.
AUGUUCAAAUUUGGCUCAUUAGAUGAUACUCAGCGACCCAAGCUCCCCGAACUGAUCAAAAUAGACGACAUCACUUCAGGCAGAAUCGAUCCUCAACUCAUAUACAACGAAAUAGAACGCUUGAAAGCAGAGAUAAACAUCUUAAGACACGACAUGUCACAGUUCCUACUGGCGCUAGCCACGAUACCCGAGUCCAACUCACCGCUAGAUUACUAUCGCACAACAAUGACGAAGUUGGAGACGGUUCAACAAAGUAUACAGGAAUAUUGCGAGCGAUAUAAUAAGCUAUUACCGAUUAUAAAUUUGGCCCAGAUCAAAUUGGGUCAUGAGGUCGAGGCUCCGCCUGUUAAAAGGGCGAAAGUUGACAACAAGCCACUGCAGAAUAGCAAGGUUACAUCAACGCCGGAGAUUAAUGGUGGACAGAAAGCACAGAAUUCAAAACUCAAUCUGGCUGCUGUCUUGUAG